Messenger RNA from Mesocricetus auratus (golden hamster), 2800 nucleotides. RefSeq names its product dorsal root ganglia homeobox (gene Drgx). Gene Ontology annotation, molecular function: RNA polymerase II transcription regulatory region sequence-specific DNA binding; DNA-binding transcription factor activity, RNA polymerase II-specific. The transcript has 6 exons. The record is from RefSeq and is a predicted model, not a curated record. Gene Ontology annotation, biological process: regulation of transcription by RNA polymerase II. Bases 82 to 873 code for a protein of 263 amino acids. Lineage: Eukaryota; Metazoa; Chordata; Mammalia; Rodentia; Cricetidae.
GCCGGAGCCACGCACAGGCACAGGUCUGCCAGGCCGCCGCUAGCCCUGGUUCAGCCUUCAAGGCCAAUCCGACCGUCGGCGAUGUUUUAUUUCCACUGUCCGCCACAGCUAGAAGGCACAGCACCUUUUGGCAACCAUUCUACAGGGGAUUUCGAUGAUGGGUUUCUUCGAAGAAAACAGCGCAGGAACCGGACCACCUUCACCCUUCAGCAGCUGGAAGCUCUGGAGGCGGUCUUUGCCCAAACACACUACCCAGAUGUCUUCACCAGAGAGGAGCUAGCCAUGAAAAUAAACCUCACAGAAGCCAGAGUGCAGGUUUGGUUCCAGAACCGAAGAGCCAAAUGGAGGAAGACAGAGAGAGGGGCCUCUGACCAGGAACCAGGGGCCAAGGAGCCCAUGGCAGAGGUGACACCACCACCCGUGAGAAACAUCAAUUCUCCUCCACCAGGGGACCAGGCCCGGAGCAAGAAGGAAGCCCUGGAGGCCCAGCAGAGCCUGGGACGAACAGUGGGCCCUGCCGGGCCUUUCUUCCCCUCCUGCUUGCCAGGGACCCUUCUGAACACAGCUACCUAUGCCCAGGCCCUGUCACACGUGGCAUCUCUGAAAGGAGGCCCACUCUGCUCUUGCUGUGUCCCAGACCCCAUGGGGCUCUCCUUCCUCCCCACUUAUGGCUGCCAGAGUAACCGCACCGCCAGCGUGGCGGCCCUGCGCAUGAAGGCCCGCGAGCAUUCAGAAGCUGUGCUGCAGUCAGCCAACCUCCUGCCCUCCACCAGCAGCAGCCCCAGCCCCGCCUCCAAGCAGGCCCCUCCGGAAGGCAGCCAGGACAAGACCUCCCCGACCAAGGAACAGAGUGAGGGAGAGAAGAGUGUAUGAGAGUCCAGAGUAGCCCAGCCUGGAGCCCUCCCCACCCCUGCUUGCCCUGCGGCUCUGAACCACAAGGAGUAGCCACCUCCUCAUGGAUCUGGCGGGGGAAGUGAGACCUGCAGCCUGGAGAGUCGCUCUAGAAUUCUGCCGGUGGGCUGUGGUUGUUUCUGGCUUUUCUUGGUGACAGUUCCCAACGGCACUUAGUGGCUCUGGAAACUGCUCUGUGGUGAGGCCCUUGUGUGGUUUUUUUUUUGUUGUUGUUUGUUUCAUUUUCCAGGCAAAGCAGCGUUGGGGCAAAGCGUAUUUAUUUGUUCACCCCAUCACCCUUCUUGAGCCAUCUGGGGAGGACUUGUCACUCCAAGGACUGUGGCAUGAGUCACCUCUGAAAGAUACCAAUGGGGGACAUCUCAUGACAAGAAACGGGACAGCCACUCUCAUAUACUGUAAGGACCACAGAACUGGUAGAGGAGCUACAAGUUCUUACUCCCCUCAGUCAAGACUGGCAACAGCCCCCCCCUCCCCCUUCUGUUGUUUAAAGUGUUAGCUGAGGUUUUGGUUAGGAAGUUCACAGUGGUCCUGACGGUGGUGGAUUCCCUGGGCACACCUGGCUGGUCCCAGUCACACAUCUUGUCAGCGCCGUGGCCCCGGGGGCUGCUAUCUUGAUACUGCGGUGUGCAGCAAGCGUGGGUGCCCCGUGACUGGAGUGUCCACUUACGGGCCCUGCGUCUCUACGGAAGAGCGAUGGGAAGGCCACCAAUUCCAAAGCAGCUUUGUGGCCUACAAAAGGACAAGAGGCCCCUGAAGAGGGAGGAGACCCCCAGGGAGGCCCCCCCGAAAUAACUCACGCACAAGUGAACUGCCCUUCGUCCUGUCCCCGUCAUGUGGAGGGGGAAUCUGCGGGGCAACAAGACAGGACUGGGCGAUGUGAGACCCAGGAAGGUGGCUCCUUGUGGUGGAAGAGAACAGAUUCCCAAGGGCCAAAUUUCACAGAGAUUUCUGCCUCAUCCAGGGUGGCUGUGUUCUUUCACGAGGAUGGCGACCUCGAGGAGACCAAAGGGGAGAGCGCGAUAGCAUGAGCCCUGCCUGUCCCCGUGUUGGAAGGGUGGUGGUCUUUGGUGGCUUUUGCUGCUGCUGUUUCCAUGCAAACAGUUAACUGCUUUCAUGAAGGCUGUUUCCAUUUCAGUUGUGAUAGUCGAAAGGCUUUGCAUUCAGGCCCUCUGCCUCUCCCUCAACUCUGCAGGAGCCCCUGCCCCUGUAAUACUCCUAAGUGUAUCGUGCCUCACUUACGAAUACUGCAACACAGUUGGUAGAACACACUGUCUCCUUAAAAAAAGAAAAAAGAAAAAAAAGAGCAGAUCCUUGUUCCUGCUGUAUUUUGCUUGUUGAGUACAAAGAUGAAGUGAUUUGCCAAAAAGCGGCCAAGUCGCUUCCAUUUCCCUGUAAUUACGAAGGUUUGGUUGAGCAAUGUAUGCUCCAGCCCUUAUGCGCACUAACUCUUCAAUCUAAUUGUUUGAUUAAACUCGUAUUUCCUCCAGAAAGGUGCAUAAAUAAGUGAACUGUUGGGCAAAUUAAGAAUACUUAACAGCAUUGCAUCCGAAAAGUAGUUAUGCUGAUUAAAUUUUGUGUCCUUGAGGACUUUCAGGAAAUUACUUUUGAUCGUCAAUAACACAAUUAAGUAAACUACACACACAUUAGCAUGAAUAAUUGAUAAGAAAUUAUGUAUUACCACGAAGCACUGAUUUAAUAAUUCAUGACGCGACACUCCAGUGACUGUGCAAAACUGGAUAACAUUGAAAAGUCUGCCUGACGUUCUGGAAAGAAAGGAAAAAAAAGCGAGCGCCAAACCUCUGCAGAGAUCUCUGAGCACUUAGUUUUGUUGUACAAAGGGAAAAAGUAACCAAUGCAUGAUAUUGUUUCUGUUCGUUUAAACAUCUGA